Molecule: messenger RNA, 1359 nt
Organism: Vicia villosa (hairy vetch)
Lineage: Eukaryota; Viridiplantae; Streptophyta; Magnoliopsida; Fabales; Fabaceae
Product: putative F-box/LRR-repeat protein At5g02930
Exons: 3
Coding region: 63-1166 (367 amino acids)
Molecular function (GO): protein binding
Source: RefSeq, a predicted model, not a curated record
GAAAUAUUUAUUUACUUAUAUAUCAGUUUGGUUGUUUUUGAGUUGCAGCAAAAUUGAAUACAAUGAAAACAAGGAGACGAAAUUAUGAUAGUGAUGGUAAGGACAGACUCAGUGAUUUACCUGAUUGUCUUUUACUUGAAAUAUUGUCGAAUUUGAAUGUCAAGCAGGCUGUUCAAAUGUCCAUCCUAUCCCCAAGAUGGAAGAAUCUCUGGAAACAUAUGUCCGUUGUUUCUUUAAAUUAUCGUUUCUCCUUCGAAACACUAGAAAGUAUCACUAAUUUUGUCUCUCAAUUUUUGUCUCUCCGCGAUGACAAAACGGAUACUCAAACUCUCAUUUUUUACUGCCCCGUCUAUAUUGAGUCUCACCUCCUUGAAAGGAUCCUAAAAUAUGCGUUUUCACAUCAUGUCCAACAAUUAGAUAUGAGUGUAGCUUGUAAUAUUAGACAAUUUCCACUUUGCAACUUUUCAUAUCACACUUUAACUUCUCUUAAACUUACAUCAUGCAACAAAUUGGAUGGUAGUCCGAGACCAUUAUUUCCAAAUUCUCUAAUAUUACCUGCAUUAACCCACCUGUCUAUCGGAUUAUUUGCCUUUCACCGCAGUUGCACUACUUCAGAAGAUCAUAACGAUGUUGAACCCUUUUCUGUAUUUAAAAGUUUGAAUACUUUGAUCAUUCAACUUUGUAAUGUAAGGAACCCUUUGGAAGACACCCUAUUCAUAUCAAGUGUUUCCCUUGCUAAUUUAACAAUAGCAAUGCCUAGCAACGCUUACAAAUUCAAGUUAUGUACCCCAAAUCUUUUUAGCUUUGAAUUUCUCGGUAAACCCUUACAAAAUCUACGUGGGCGCAAUUGCAAUAACAGUUGCAGUUUCUCUUCCUUUAAACAUGCAAAGAUUCGUUUACCAUUCGGGACCGUUCUUGCUAAUUGUCCUUUUCCUCCUAUUCUAUUCAAUUGGCUGGUUGAGCUUGCCCUUAUGGAAUCAUUGACAGUUUCUUCAAAGACUCUUCAGAUUCUCAACUUAAUUCCUGAUUCGUGGAAGAUUGAUUUCCCUUAUUUACAUAACUUAAAGCUGUUGAAAAUAGAAACAGACGGACUUUCGGUGCCCAAUGGAAUAGUAGACUUUUUGCUUCAAAACUCACCGUCAGCAAAGAAAGUAAUCAAAUACUGAUAAAAGAACCACCUGAAGGACUUGUAUUUUGAAGAUAUCAACAUACGCGUGGAUGCAGUGACUACAGCAAUUUUUCCGAGAGAUCUUUCCAUAGCCAAAUAGUAUUAUUAAGAUUUAUUUAUUUUCCCUGCAAUUUACUGAAUUAUUGUUUUUAUUUUGUUUAUCAAAAGAAUUUAUAUGUUUCAACUUUCAA